UCUGUUAAACUCUGAUGAUGUGCUGCGAAACGAGUAUUUAGGGUAUGCCAGAGAUUUGACUGUGUACUUCGUUGAAAAGUCUGAAGAGUUUUAUGGGAAAACCUUUGCUGUGUACAAUGUACACUCGCUGACCCACCUGCCAGACGAUGUUAAGCAUUUCCAGUGUUCCCUGAACAAUGUUUCAAGCUUUCCAUUUGAAAAUGACCUCCAGACACUGAAGAAAAUGGUCAGGCAAAGUCGAAAUCCUAUUGCCCAGGUUGCCAAACGCUUAACAGAGCUAGAGAAGUCAACGAAACACAGACGUGUAGCCAAAGAGACGUUCACUCGUGUAUCUACCACAUUAAGGGAUGGCUGUUUCCUUCUGGACAACGAGGAUUUUGCCUUUGUGAAGGAAAAACGUUCAGACGGCUCUUUGGUUUGUGAUGUGAUACACCAUAAUGACACAGAGAGUUUCUUUGAUGACCCCUGUGAUUCCAGACUACUCAACAUCGUUCGUGUUCGAGACCUCAGCAGAGCAAAGCGCCAACUCAUCACGAGGCACACGUUACACCGUAAAGUUGUCUGCCUGCCGCCCAACCAUGAGGCAACCAACUCAGGGUAUAUUCUAUUUCCUAUGCUACAUGGAGUAGAACGAAGUUGAACUGUAAGUGUCCACCCCAUAGAUCAGGAUUUGGAUUUAAAACAGGUUGUCAACAUUGUUUAUUCUGUUUUUAGCAACAUACAUGGUAUUGCAUAUAUGUAUGCAGUACAUACAUGUAAAACAGAUACAUGGGCAUAUAAUGUUAAUGUUGUCUUUUCUCUUUAUGUUUUUCCACCCUCCUGCUUCAGCCUCCACCACUGUGCUGCCACCCACUCAUCCUCCAGCUCCGUCCUGCCUCAGCCUCCACCACCGAGCUGCCUCAGUCGGUAACAUUGAAAAGUAUAGAUAAGCACAACAAUAUAGUAGUACGUUAGAGUUCUCGUAAUUGCACUGGCCUGGAUCCAUAAUAAUCUAAUCCUGGAUACAUAAAAAUCUAAAUAUUCCCUCUCUGUCAAGGUUUUGUCAUGUGGGUUCGGGCUGUUUGGAGGGAGAGAAAUAAAGAAGAGGAAGGAGUCAUCCCAAAGUCCUGGGUGCUUGAUGAUAUGGUGCACUGGCCACCUGGCAUCGAUGCAUUGAAAGCAAUGAAAGAGAUGCGAAAGCCUGAGGAAAAGUGGAGGAAAUUUCCUCUCAUAAAGCUGAAAUUAACAUCAAUGGAAAGGGAGGAGUGCGAGUUAUACAACUUCUCGACAGCUGCUGAGGGUAGUGGCGAUGAGCUGGCCAUCUCUAAGCCCAAGAGGAUUGGGGAAAAAAAAACAUUUGAUCACUUUGUUGAAGAUGAUGAAGAUGAAGCAAUUGAUGAUACCCCACCGAAUUACCAGUUAAGUUCUGAGGCAAAUUCAUCAGGACAUGGCCCCUCCCUGCCACCGCCACCAAAGAAAUCCAAGUCCAGCUCCGCGCCCAGUUCCAGCCAUCAAGUGAUUGGUCAAGAGCACACCAGGGAAACACCUCGCCAUCGUUCCAGGUCCAGCACCCUGGAAAGACCACACAAUCGUUCCAGGACCCUGGAAAGACCACACAAUCGUUUCAGGUCCAGCACCCUGGAAAGACCACACAAUCGUUCCAGGAUCCUGGAAAGACCACACAAUCGUUCCAGGAUCCUGGAAAGACCACACAAUCGCUCAAGGUCUAGGACCCUGGAAAGACCACACAAUCGUUCCAGGUCCAGCACCCUGGAAAGACCACACAAUCGUUCCAGGACCCUGGAAAGACCACACAAUCGUUUCAGGUCCAGCACCCUGGAAAGACUACACAAUCGUUCCAGGAUCCUGGAAAGACCACACAAUCGCUCAAGGUCUAGGACCCUGGAAAGACCACACAAUCGUUCCAGGUCCAGCACCCUGGAAAGACCACACAAUCGUUCCAGGAUCCUGGAAAGACCACACAAUCGUUCCAGGACCCUGGAAAGACCACACAAUCGUUCCAGGUUCAGCACCCUGGAAAGACCACACAAUCGUUCCAGGAUCCUGGAAAGACCACACAAUCGUUCAGGACCCUGGAAAGACCACACAAUCGUUCAGGUUCAGCACCCUGGAAAGACCACACAAUCGUUCCAGGAUCCUGGAAAGACCACACAAUCGCUCAAGGUCCAGGACCCUGGAAAGACCACACAAUCGAUCCAGGUCCAGGACCCUUGA
Messenger RNA from Onychostoma macrolepis, 2214 nucleotides. RefSeq names its product serine/arginine repetitive matrix protein 5-like. The record is from RefSeq and is a predicted model, not a curated record. The transcript is spliced from 4 exons. NCBI's taxonomy places the organism in Eukaryota, Metazoa, Chordata, Actinopteri, Cypriniformes, Cyprinidae. The coding region runs from base 1045 to 2214 and encodes 389 amino acids.